Rotaria sordida is the source of this 435-nucleotide messenger RNA. The record is from the annotation of a GenBank genome assembly. Lineage: Eukaryota; Metazoa; Rotifera; Eurotatoria; Philodinida; Philodinidae.
AUGUCUAGUAAAAAGAAACAAGAAACUCGUGUUAGUCUCGAUUCUUCUAUAUUAACAGUUAACAAAGAGUCAACCACAGUUUCAAGUCGAAGUAGAACUGAAGCCGAAAAGCCAAUGAUAAAAACACGAAAACCUCCACCAGUUCUUCCAAAAUUAUUACCGUAUACACCACCUGAUGCACUUAUGUUUCCUUUAUUUAAUGCUAUUCAACGUAGAGCAUGGAUGCGAGCAAGAAGAUUAUCCCAUGAACUUAUUUUAUGUGAUCCAUUAAGACAAAAUUAUCGUGAUCUUUAUUAUCAAAUUAAUCAAAUCAUUACACUUAUUGAACGACGUGUUCAGCCGAAAGCAGCAAUUAUUAGUCGAGUAGCAACUGCAAGUAGAGCAACAACUGCAAGUAAUAGUAACACUGAUGAGGAAACAAUAAUUCAACGAUAA